UGUGGACGAGUGUGGAGAACGUGCGUGUACAUGACAUGUGUCUGGAGGUAUGGAGCUCUGCGAGGACUCUCCAUAAACAGUGAUCGGACCUUCCAGACGUGAAUGUGGCGCUGUGUGUGUGUUAGGUGUGAUGCAGCGGCUGUGGGCUCCAGUGACGCUUCGGCGUGUGCUCCUGCUGCGUUCGGUGUACCUGCGUCACACCUGGGCAGUGCAGGAGCCUCCUUUAACCGUCCUGAGCCCUCGCUACUUCAGCUGCACUAAUGCCAUCAGGGCAAAAGAAGCCCGCAAAACGUCCACAGAGGAACAAGAGGAAGUGCCAUUAAACCCUCCACAGAGUCUAGCAGGAACCGAGGGCCUCUAUAAGGCUGAUUCGGAGCCUGUCCCACACAAUAAGGGAGAUAUCGACCCUCUGCAGGACAAGUCGAUCGGGAUCUUCCAGAGAUUUAAAAAGACGUUUAAACAGUAUGGUAAAGUCAUGGUGCCUGUGCACGUCGUCACAUCCACAGUGUGGUUUGGGGGUUUCUAUUAUGCUGCAAUGAAGGGGGUGAAUCUGGUGCCCUUUCUGGAGUUCAUUGGUUUACCGGAUUGGAUAGUAGGGAUUUUGCGAGAUUCCCAGGGUGGCUAUGCACUUACAGCUUAUGCCAUGUAUAAGCUCGCUACUCCUGCCCGCUACACCGUCACAAUGGGCGGCACCUCUCUGUCCGUACAAUACCUCCGCAAACAUGGAUACUUGUCUACUCCUCCACCUGUUAAAGAAUUCCUGCAGGACAAAAUGGAGGAGACCAGAGAACUACUGACUGAAAAGAUGGAGGAGACCAAGGAGAGGUUUUCAGAGAAGAUGGAGGAAACCAAAGAACUUCUCUCAGAACGGAUGGAGGAGACAAAAGAGCGCUUCUCUGAAACAAAAGACAAGUUCUCCGAGAAACUGCAGGAGACAAAAGACAAAAUGUCUUUCCGUAAGAAAGCAGACUAGGCUGCUUAGAAAAGAAUUAUUUGUUAAAGUCAUAAGCGUAAUAUGGAAUAUGUCUGGUGUUGGUUUAGAGCAGGGUUGUCCGAACUUGGUCCUGGAGGGCCGGUGUCCUGGAGAGUUUAGCUCUAACUCUAAUCAAACACACCUUAACCAGCUAAUCAAGCUCAUACUAGAUAUACUAGAAACUUCAUGGCAGGUGUGUUGAAGCUAAAAUCAGCAGGACACCGGCCCCUCAGGACCGAGUUUGGACACCCCUGACUUAGAGUUUACCCCCAAAUUAAAAACUGCCAUUUAUUUACUCAACCUCAGGCCAUCCGAGAUAAGAUGUAGGUGCCUUUUUUUCUUGAUUAAAAUAUUGAUGGGACAUUUUAGUAAAAAAACAAACAAACUAUGGUCCAGUUAUUGAUAAAUUGGAAGUCUGUGGCUACCAGCACUUAAUGUUAUUUCAAUUCUCCGUGUGUCUGUACAUGUCAGAAUUGACAGUAACGUUGACUGACUUUAUAGACAAUAUUAUAAACCAUGACUCCUGCUGGUACAUUGAGGUGUUAUGAAAUGAAACCAUUGGUCUUUGCAAGAACCUUUAAGUUCACAAGCACGUGACAUUGUGAACGGUCUUGAGGGUGAGCAAAUUAACAUUAACUUUUUAAAAAAUUGCCUUUGUUCUGCAAAAGAUAUUUAACAAAGCUCAUUCUAACCAUACAAUGAACAUCAGUUGGGUCCAAAUUAGUUUGGACCCCAUUGACUUUAAGUGGAUUUACUUGAACAGUUUAAAAAAACAAAAACUUGUUCUCACAGGUUUAAAAUGACGACAGAAAUAUAAUUCUCUAAAUUCUCUGGAUGUAUCAUGUCGAAAGGUUUCCAUGCACUUGAAUCUGUAAUUCUGGUGUUUUGGAAAGAAAAACUUGAACUAGCAAUAACACAAGAAGAUAUUGUGUUACUUUAUGGAAUUAAGCCAAAAUCAUUGUGUUGGUGUGAAUGUAUAAUAGUUCAGCUGUUUUAAGGUAAUUAUUAAAAGUAUUUCCACUUGAUAACCAAGUGUUAAGGAUCUACUGUAUUUGAUAUUUAACGAUUAUCUUUAUGUAUGUUUGUAUUUGAGUUCUUGUGCAAAUGGAGUGUUGAUGGAGGAGCUAAACUUUUUUAAGUCAGUGGGUAAUAAAAACAACUGAUAACCCAUUCUAGUAAAUAUUCUACACUCAAAUCACCCCAGUGUUCAUUAAGUGAAUAAUAACUGCUGAUCUGACAACAUUUAAUAAAGAUAAAUAAACCAUGGGAAA
Molecule: messenger RNA, 2244 nt
Organism: Danio aesculapii
Lineage: Eukaryota; Metazoa; Chordata; Actinopteri; Cypriniformes; Danionidae
Gene: mims1b
Product: family with sequence similarity 210 member Ab
Exons: 4
Coding region: 131-973 (280 amino acids)
Cellular component (GO): mitochondrion
Source: RefSeq, a predicted model, not a curated record